AGCCACCUUGAACCAGCGGCUUGUGAACUCAGCUCUGCCCAUUUUCAAGUGAUGAGACCAGGCCACAGGAGCUCCACGAUUCUGGUGCUCUGUGGGGUUCCCUGAGUAUGCAGGUCUCCUGAACUGGUUCCUCAGAAUUCCAGCAUCACUGGCUAAUGUGCAAGGCAUCAUUUACAGAAGGGGAAGCCAAAAACCUUCCCUCCUACCCCGGGCCGACCAAGAUGAGGGACUGCUACUGCACUGUGAACUUGGACCAGGAGGAGGUCUUCAGGACCAAGAUAGUGGAGAAGUCACUCUGCCCCUUUUAUGGAGAAGACUUUUACUGUGAAAUUCCUCGGAGUUUUCGUCACCUGUCGUUUUACAUUUUUGAUAGAGAUGUUUUCCGGAGGGAUUCCAUCAUAGGGAAGGUGGCCAUACGGAAGGAGGAUCUGCAGAAGUACCACAACAGGGACACUUGGUUCCAGCUGCAGCAUGUGGACGCCGACUCAGAAGUACAGGGCAAGGUGCACCUAGAACUGAGGCUGAGCGAGGUCAUCACCGACACGGGCACUGUCUGCCACAAGCUUGCCACACGCAUCCUCGAAUGCCAAGGUCUCCCCAUAGUGAACGGGCAGUGCGACCCCUACGCCACGGUGACACUGGCUGGACCCUUCAGAUCAGAAGCCAAAAAGACGAAAGUGAAGAAGAAGACCAACAACCCCCAGUUUGACGAGGUGUUUUAUUUUGAGGUGAACAGGCCCUGCAGCUACAGCAAAAAGUCCCACUUUGACUUCGAAGAGGAAGAUGUAGAUAAACUUGAAAUUAGAGUAGACCUCUGGAAUGCCAGCAACCUGAAGUUUGGCGAUGAGUUCCUAGGGGAGUUGAGGAUCCCGCUGAAGGUGCUGCGGCAGUCCAGCUGCUAUGAGGCCUGGUACUUCCUUCAGCCCCGAGACAAUGGCAAGAGCCCAAAGCCCGAUGACCUAGGCUCCCUGCGGCUGAAUGUGGUUUACACCGAAGACCACGUGUUUUCUUCCGACUACUACAGCCCCCUGCGGGACCUGCUCCUGAAGUCCGCAGAUGUGGAGCCCGUCUCCGCGUCGGCCGCCCACAUCCUGGGCGAGGUGUGCAGAGAGAAGCAGGAGGCGGCUGUGCCCCUAGUGCGGCUCCUGCUGCACUACGGCCGGGUGGUGCCCUUCAUCAGCGCCAUCGCCAGCGCCGAAGUGAAGAGGACCCAGGACCCCAACACCAUCUUCCGAGGAAACUCACUGGCCUCCAAGUGCAUUGAUGAGACGAUGAAGCUGGCAGGCAUGCACUACCUGCAGGUUACCUUGAAGCCCGCCAUCGAGGAGGUAUGCCAGAGCCACCGGCCCUGUGAGAUUGAUCCUGUGAAGUUAAAGGACGGUGAGAGCCUGGAGAACAACAUGGAGAACCUGCGGCAGUAUGUGGACCGUAUCUUCACCGUCAUCACCAAGUCUGGGGUCAGCUGCCCCACUGUCAUGUGUGACAUCUUCUUCUCGUUGCGGGAGGCAGCUGCCAAGCGCUUCCAGGAUGACCUGGAUGUCAGGUAUACGGCAGUGAGCAGCUUCAUCUUCCUGCGGUUCUUCGCGCCCGCCAUCCUAUCCCCCAACCUCUUCCAGCUGACACUGCACCACACAGACCCACAGACAUCCAGAACCCUGACGCUCAUCUCUAAGACUAUCCAGACUCUGGGAAGCUUGUCCAAGUCCAAGUCUGCCAGUUUCAAGGAGUCAUACAUGGCAACAUUCUAUGAGUUCUUCAAUGAGCAGAAGUAUGCUGAUGCCGUGAAGAAUUUCUUGGAUUUGAUUUCAUCCUCGGGGAGAAGGGACCCCAGGAGCAUAGAGCAGCCCAUCCUGCUGAAAGAAGGGUUCAUGAUUAAGAGGGCACAAGGAAGGAAACGAUUUGGGAUGAAGAAUUUCAAGAAGAGGUGGUUUCGCCUGACCAACCAUGAAUUCACCUAUCAGAAGAGCAAAGGAGACCAGCCCCUCUGCUGCAUUCCCAUCGAGAACAUCCUGGCUGUGGAGAGGCUGGAGGAGGAAUCCUUCAGGAUGAAAAAUAUGUUCCAGGUCAUCCAGCCAGAGCGUGCACUGUACAUCCAGGCCAACAACUGUGUGGAGGCGAGGGACUGGAUUGAUGUCCUCACCAAGGUCAGCCAGCGCAACCAGCAGCGCCUGUCUGUGUACCACCCAUCUGCCUAUCUGAAUGGCCACUGGCUGUGCUGCAGAGCAUCCUCGGACACGGCCACUGGCUGCUCCCCCUGCACCGGUGGCCUCCCGGCAAACAUCCAGCUGGACAUCGAUGGGGACCGUGAGACAGAGCGCAUCUACUCACUGUUCAGCUCCUACAUGGGCAAGCUGGAGAAGAUGCAGGAGGCCUGUGGCAGCAAGUCCGUGUACGAUGGCCCCGAGCAGGAGGAGUACUCCACGUUUCUCAUCGAUGACCCCCAGGAGACCUACAAGACACUGAAGCAGGUUAUUACCAGUGUGGUGGCCCUGGAGAAGGAUCAUGCGCAGCACCGCAGGGACAAGUUCAAGAAGACACGCUACGGGAGCCAGGAGCAUCCUAUCGGAGACAAGAGCUUCCAGAACUACAUAAGGCAGCAGUCGGAGGUCUCCACCCAUUCCAUGUGAGGCUCGCAGUGCUUCCAGGUGGCACCAGCAUGGCAUACCAGGACGUACCGACCUCUCUAAGCCCAGAAGAGCAGAGCGGGCAGGAUGCACACAGGAGGCUCUUGGUCUCCAGUCCCAAUGGGACCAUCGGGCUGGUGGCACAUCGUGGACAUUUAUGUCCCCUCCAGAACCAAGAGGCAGCUGCCAUGCACCUUACUGUCCACCAGAGGCAGGUGGUCCUGGCCUUUCUGGGACAUGGGCUUGUUCGCGUUAUUGCUUACUUUGGUUUCAUGGGAUCCAGGGAUCAACUGAGUGAUCAGGAAGUGUGGACUUUACUACAGCCACACUGAUUCCUGCACAGAGCCACAGCCAGUCCAGCCUGCACAGCCCCUGCCUCAUGCAGAGCUGUGCUGCCAUCUCUGACUGUGCCGUGCUGGUCUCUGCACCCGUGUGGCCCCAGUCUCGAAUUUCUUUAUCGCCUCUGGGGCCUUAACAGCAUUAUUCUUUCCUCACAAAGCUGCUGUCUCUGCAGCCAGUGGCUGACCUCCCUGCCCAGCUCCUGUUAGUUUUAUUCCUGGCCUGAGCAUCCACUUUGUGGCUGGGACAUGCAGAACAGCACAGAGCUCCCAACCCAAGGGACCCUGUGGGGUUCAGAGUGCCAAGGGAGAGAAAGUGGUGUGGGUCCAGUCCCCUCUGGGUGACCACUCAGCCCCCAGGCCCAGAACACAUUGUUUUGCCGUUGGACAGGGUUGAAAGCUAGAAUCUACCUGCUUGCCACAGCUGGAGAAGAUUUUAAAAAUAGAAAUGUGCAUUUUUCAAACUGUUUUUCUUAACUUUUGUUAAAGGACCAUUUUUAAUUGCUCUUUGAAAUAAGGUGACUCAGAACAUCAAAACCUACACACAUAGAAGAGGGCACAUUCACAAAUACCAGCUGUGGUCCUCUCGGGGGACCCUGUGAGGUGGUGGCUAUGUUUUGCCCAUGCAGAAGACUUGAGCAGUGUGGACCUUGAGCCCAGCAAGUGGGCAAGACAGGCCAUUCCAGCCAGACCCCACACUCCACGUCUGUGGAGCCCCUCCCCGGCCAUGUCACCAUGGUACUGCAGGAGGACCUGGAGAGGCCCACCUUGGGUACCGCUGCAUGUCCUCACACAGCUUCUCUCCAUUCUUGCCAGAACAGCUAUAGCUCACUCUUAACCCUGGAGCAGACAGUAACUGUGUGUGUGGUCACAGAAGUCAUGGAGGAAAGUGUGAAAAAUAAACUCUGGACACACAGCUGUGAGGCUGCCCUGAACUGCAGUUUUUAACUUGGAUUUGUAACUUAAUGUUCCUGUUUAUAAAAUACUAAUGAUUUGCAAUGUAUUUUAC
Molecule: messenger RNA, 3971 nt
Organism: Fukomys damarensis (Damara mole-rat)
Lineage: Eukaryota; Metazoa; Chordata; Mammalia; Rodentia; Bathyergidae
Gene: Rasa3
Product: RAS p21 protein activator 3
Exons: 24
Coding region: 156-2627 (823 amino acids)
Biological process (GO): intracellular signal transduction; regulation of GTPase activity; negative regulation of Ras protein signal transduction
Molecular function (GO): GTPase activator activity
Source: RefSeq, a predicted model, not a curated record